This is a messenger RNA of Penicillium angulare, 1938 nucleotides long. RefSeq lists its product as uncharacterized. The coding region runs from base 1 to 1938 and encodes 645 amino acids. Gene Ontology annotation, biological process: DNA-templated transcription. The transcript has 4 exons. The record is from RefSeq and is a predicted model, not a curated record. Gene Ontology annotation, cellular component: RNA polymerase III complex. Lineage: Eukaryota; Fungi; Ascomycota; Eurotiomycetes; Eurotiales; Aspergillaceae. Gene Ontology annotation, molecular function: single-stranded DNA binding.
AUGUUGAUGUCCCAGUAUGCUGUGGAGCUUUGCACGCUUCUCAUUGAGGAUAACUUCGGAGAGCUCUUUGCUCGCAUAUUCACUGUCUUACAACGCUAUGAACGACUUCCUUUCGCUCGAUUAAAAUUCCACUCUCGUCUGACUGAUCGCCAACUUCGUCAUGGUCUGACAGCCAUGAUUCAACAUCACCUCGUCUUCCAUUUCACCUCCCUCGAAGACAACAAUACCUAUUACGAGUCAAACCCCAAUGCUGCAUACUACCUCGUGCGCUCCGGGAAGAUUCUCAAUUUGGUAGAGGAUCGUCUCGGAGAAUAUGCGGCUCGAAUUAUGGAAACAAUCAUGUUCCUCGGCAAUGCCUCUGUAACUCAUCUCGAAACUCUCCCUCAGCUCCGAUCUCUAAACCCCCCAACCCCGAAUGGCAUCACAAACUCCAAUGAAGAAACGCAGGAAAAUGAAAUGGAGGUGGAAGAUGGACCUGUCGAAACCAAUGGGGAUCAUGCGCCGGAAUUCAAGCCAGCUCCUCUCCACGCCACCCUCAAAGCCCUUGCAUCACAUGGGUAUUUGAUGCGCGUGCGCGACGCAUCCUUUCAGAGCCCCGACGAUAAUCUCCUUGAGGCCCGACGUAUUGCUGCAUCUAGGCCAGGUAACAAAGUUUUGAAAGGCAAGAGACAGCAGGAAGCGAUUGACGCGGAUACACAAAAUUUGCUGCAAGAGCGGCUUCACGCGGAUCUUUCGGAGACCCUCAUGGUUAAUGGUCUUCCCCGAGGCAUCAAAAGGAAGUGGGGAAAUGCUGCAUCAGGCUCGACAAAUGAGCUACGGCUGGCAAAUGGUGUAAAUGGCAACGGAAACCACGCGGAGGAAGAUGAAGAAGAAAAUGACUGGUCAGAAGACGAGGAUGGAUUCGAUAAUGUUCCUAUGGAGGCUGGGUUGGUGGUACGAGUAAAUUACGAGAAAUUAGACGUCGCGCUACGAAUGGAUAGAUUUGUCACUCUUGCUGAACAGCAGGCUCCCCCGGCAACUUCAAGGGUCUACGAGUCUCUUCUUCGUCGCAUCGAAUACAAUACCUCCAAAUGUCGAGAUAAGACGGAUAUCCCCCGCGAAGGCGAGGAGGGUUCUCUUUACUCCCAACCUAUCCAGGCCGAUAGCUUCUUGAGAGAUAUCGACCCCCAAAUGGAUAUAUCUGGAGCUUUCGCCCCGCUAGACUCAUCUUCGCAGUUGGUCAAUGGACGCGGGAAACGUCCAUUGGAGAAUGGAAUCAAUGGCGAUCAUGAUGACAAUGCCAAUGACGACGAUGAGAACGGCACAAAUCGAGCUUGGGAGAUUAACCAGCAUCUUAAUCUCCUCUCACAAGCCCCUUACAACCUCACUGUAUGUGUGGAAUUGUAUGGUUCUGCUCAAUGGCAGAUUAAUUUCCGUGGCUUGGCUCGCAAAUUACGACACUUGGAGCUAGAGAGGAUGAUCGAAUCGAGAUACGGCGAUGUGGCAUUGCGUGUCAUUCGUGUCCUUCAUGCAAAGGGUAAAUUGGACGAGAAGCGACUUCAAGAAAUUAGCUUUCUUCCAUGGAAAGAUCUGCGUCAAACACUUUCUAGCAUGCAAGCUGGGGGGUAUGUGGAUCUGCAGGAAGUCCCUAAGGAUGCUCAGCGACAACCUUCUAAGACUAUCUUCUUGUGGUAUUAUGAUCCAGAUCGCGUCGUUGGUAGCGUUUUGGAGGAUACUUACAAGGCUAUGUCGAGGACCAUACAGAGAAUCAAGGUGGAGCGGAAUCGUCUCAAGGAUUUCUUGGAGAAGACUGAGCGAAGCGAUGUCAAGGGUCAUGAGGAGGAAUAUCUUACUGAAGAAGAACUGGAGCUCCUGCAACGUUGGAAAGAUAAGGAAGCUCUGUUGCUUGGAGAGGUCGCUCGCUUGGAUGACAUGGUAGCUGUAUUUCGUGAUUAUUGA